Molecule: messenger RNA, 414 nt
Organism: Alternaria infectoria
Lineage: Eukaryota; Fungi; Ascomycota; Dothideomycetes; Pleosporales; Pleosporaceae
Exons: 2
Coding region: 1-414 (137 amino acids)
Molecular function (GO): acyltransferase activity, transferring groups other than amino-acyl groups
Source: RefSeq, a predicted model, not a curated record
AUGAGGGGUUACAUCACCUUUGUGGAGAACUGGGCCAUAGGAAAGGAGUUCAGGCGGCGUGAUGGCGAUCCGAAGCGCAUGAUCGCCUUUCAGCAAGCGCUGAACUACACCCACUCGAAAUAUUGGGAGAAGAUGUAUCCUCAGAAUUACUACCUCGUUCUGCUUGCAACCCAUCCAGACUAUCGUCGGCGCGGUGCGGGCACUGCGCUCACUCAAUGGGGUGUCGACCAGGCUCUAGCUGCGGGCAUUGACGUAGGCCUUGAGGCAAGUCCGAUGGGAUUUCCACUGUACCAGCAUAUGGGCUUCGUUCUGUUGGAGAAUCUGGUAAUUAAGCCAGAUGCGGAUGACGAUCCUGCGAGUAUGCUGCUGAGGGUUAUGGUAUAUGACAAGAAUAACAAGUUCUCAAUGGUCUGA